This is a messenger RNA of Linum trigynum, 237 nucleotides long. The record is from the annotation of a GenBank genome assembly. Lineage: Eukaryota; Viridiplantae; Streptophyta; Magnoliopsida; Malpighiales; Linaceae.
AUGGGAGCCACUAAUAUUCACUGCAGUACUCUACCUUCUUCUCUGCAGUGGAUGCCAAUCAAGGAGUAUGUGGAACAGCCCUACAAUAAGAAACAUGGACAGUUCCAAAAAGUUGCUGAGAUCUGUAGAGAUCGAGCAGCAGGAGCAUAUGUUGGUUUCUCUGCUGUGCCAGUCUCAUCAGCUUCUGGGAAGGAAGUUUACCUCUACUGUAAUAAUAACAAAGGCAGCAAAUUGUAG